Molecule: messenger RNA, 3064 nt
Organism: Anguilla anguilla (European eel)
Lineage: Eukaryota; Metazoa; Chordata; Actinopteri; Anguilliformes; Anguillidae
Gene: slc17a5
Product: solute carrier family 17 member 5
Exons: 11
Coding region: 161-1633 (490 amino acids)
Biological process (GO): monoatomic anion transport; transmembrane transport
Molecular function (GO): transmembrane transporter activity
Source: RefSeq, a predicted model, not a curated record
UUUAUCUUUCCGGAUGAGUACUCGUCAACAAAUAAGUGAAGUGGUCAGUUUCAGUGCGAAGUGCAUGCAAGUGCAGUGUCGUUUCUGCUGUAAACCAGGGGCGAAAUGAUUAAAUCGGAUCUGUGCUAAAUCGAUUUCGCACAGAGCCUUCUUCCUCGAAAUGGAUUAUUCUCCGUCGGGCAAGGAAACUGACGACAUUACAAAGCCUUUGUUGCAACGUGUUAAUGGCGAUAAAGUUGAAAAAGCGCCAGUCUGCUGCUCGUCUCGAUAUGGUCUCGCCCUGCUGGCGAGCUACGGCUUCUUCGUGGCGUACACCCUGAGGGUCAACCUCAGCGUGGCCAUGGUGGACAUGGUGAGCGCCAAGGAGAGCGCCAACGCCGGCUCCUCCCACUGCCCCAGACCGGGCCCAGAGCUGACGGAGCGCGAACACAAGGGCAGCCUGUACGACUGGGACUCUGAGAUGCAGGGGUGGAUCCUGGGCUCCUUCUUCUACGGGUACAUCCUGAUGCAGAUCCCGGGCGGGUACCUGGCGCGCAAGCACGGCGCCAAGUGGCUGCUGGGACUGGGCAUCCUGUGCACCGCCAUCUUCACCCUGGUGACCCCGCUGGCGGCAGAGCUGGGCGCCGGCUACCUGAUCGCCGUGAGAGUGCUGGAGGGCGUGGGAGAGGGGGUGACGUUUCCUGCCAUGCACAGCAUGUGGGCGUCCUGGGCCCCGCCCCUGGAGAGGAGCCGGCUGCUCACCAUCUCCUAUACAGGUGCUCAGCUAGGCACCGUCGUAGCCCUUCCCUUGUCUGGUUAUCUCUGCUAUUACUUGGACUGGACCUACGUCUUCUACGUGUUCGGAGUGGUUGGAGUGCUGUGGUUCAUCCUGUGGACAGCCCUGGUGAGCGACACCCCAGACACGCACAAGAGAAUAUCAGAGAUGGAGAGGCUCUACAUCGCAAGGUCACUGACGGAAGAGGUUUCCCCGUCCAUGGAUGCUAUUCCCUGGUCAUCCAUCUUCAGUUCCCUGCCUCUGUGGGCCAUUAUAGUGGCUCAUUUCUCCUACAACUGGACCUUCUACACCCUGCUGACUCUGCUCCCCACCUACAUGAACACCGUACUGGGCUUCAGCAUUCAGCAGAACGGGUUGCUCUCGGCCUUGCCGUACCUGGGAUCCUGGGUCCUGGCGUUGCUAGGCGGACAGCUGGCUGACUACCUGAGAGAAGCCUGCCUCUUCUCCACUGUGGCUGUGCGCAAGGCUUUUACCAUCAUAGGGAUGGUGGGGCCAGCCGUGUUCCUGGUGGCAGCCGCACACACUGGCUGUGACUACACCGCGGCUGUGGGCUUCCUCACCAUCUCCUCUGGCCUGGGGGGCUUCUCCUCCUCCGGCUUCAACAUAAACCAUCUGGACAUCGCACCCUCGUAUGCAGGAAUCUUGCUGGGGAUCACUAACACAUUUGCUACGAUACCAGGCAUGGUGGGACCAGUCAUUGCCAGAGCUAUGACACCACAUAAUACCAUAGAGGAAUGGCAGACAGUGUUCUAUAUCUCUGCUGCUAUCAAUGUGUUUGGUGCCGCUUUCUACACCCUGUUUGGGAAGGGCGUGGUCCAACCCUGGGCUGCCAGCAAGCUCCCCUCCCACCGGAGCUGAAACCACAGGAACAGUGUGUGCUGCUUAUUUUCAUGACAUUGUCAGUUGUAGUCAGCUGUCAGUAAUCUUGCGGUCAGUUGUCAAAGUCACACAAUGAUUCGGCUGUUUUCACUGUUGGCUAACGGCAAACUAGCCCACAAUUCGUUGUUAUGCUUAUGCUGCUUGAAGUUCUGAUGAACAGGAGAGAAGCCAACGUCCACCGUUUCCGAUCAGUUCAAAGGAACAAACUACACCAGCCUCAGCUGCAGCUGACUCUAAUCACUGGCAGAGACCAGAGACUCCAGCAUAUGGACAAUAUCCAAGUAACAACUGACUAUAAUGCAACACUACGUUACAUGUAAUGGUACGGCUUUGCCCAAGUUUAUCUCUGUAUGUCGCCAAAUUAACAGUGACUACAGGCUGCUCUGCACAGUUUAAAUGUGUGAAAAUAUAUUUUAUAUAUUUUCUAUUUUCAACCUUUUAAAAGGUGUAUUUGCACAUGAGCAGGGACAAUCUGGCCUCCCCUGGCCUGCUAGAGAGUGGGACAUGUCUGUGAUUAAAGAACUUGGACCCGGGAAAUAAUUUUCCAAUUUUCCUUAAAUAAUUUUUGCACACAAGAUUUUAUACAUCUUUAGUUAGUUAGUUUGUUAGUUAGCUAGUUUGACAAACUGAUAAAAGACAGAGGCCUGAAUUAUCACAAUAAAGUGAUAAUUGCACAAUAAAGUCAAAAACUUACUUCCAUUUUGGUGUUUGGUGGUAAGCAAUAGCAUUGGAGGCAAGAUGACUAUACAACCGUAUAAAUACAGUCAAAAAUCUGAUGACUACAUAACAAACCAGCAGGUUACGCAACAAUGUAAACACAAUCAAAUUUACAGUCUAAAAACAACUACAAAACAAUCUUAUAAAAUAAUUACAAUCAUUUUUGCUUCCAACCAAUUACACUUGCACUUUUUCUAGCAACUGGGCGUACUUUUUGGGUAAAGCUCUCUGAAUUGGGGGUGUAUUUAAUGCCUAAGGGUAACUUGUUCCACUCAGAGGCUCCAGAACACUGGAGAGUGCAUCGGCCCACAGCAGUCCCAUAUAAUGGGAGGCCAAGGAUGGCAAUACUGGCUCUUGUCUUAAUGCCAUGUAUAUCCCCCAUCCUUAAUAAAAUAAUUUAAAAAAUAACUAGGGGCUCGGUUGUUAAUCACGUUAUAAACAGUGCUUGGCUGCAGUGCCACAGCCCUGGCCUCGAAGGGAAGCAAACCUAAUUGCCUUUACUGUUUGUCCUCAUGUCGCAAUAUGUGCAGUUUUGGCUGUUAUGCUUUCAACAGCAAUAAACAUCGUAAAUUCUGUAUGUUACUGGCAAUGUGAAACUUCAUGUUUUUCAGUGAAACAUUCAUCAAAAAUGUUUUUAAAUGUAUGAAACAUGAUUUCUCAACCACAAAAAUAAAAUGGCAAUAUUUAGAAUCA